Cordyceps fumosorosea ARSEF 2679 is the source of this 1071-nucleotide messenger RNA. RefSeq lists its product as hypothetical. The record is from RefSeq and is a predicted model, not a curated record. The transcript is spliced from 3 exons. The coding region runs from base 1 to 1071 and encodes 356 amino acids. Lineage: Eukaryota; Fungi; Ascomycota; Sordariomycetes; Hypocreales; Cordycipitaceae.
AUGACCUCAGCCGACUCUCUCACGUCCAUGGACCUCCCUAUCGUCGACAUGGACGUGUACUUCGCCCACGAACCCUCCUCCACGCCCGCCCUCGCCGAGUGCGCCAAGGCCGCCGACGCGCUUAUCCAGUACGGCGCGCUCGUCCUGCGCGACUCGCGCGUCGCCGCGCGCGACAACGACGACUUCCUCGACCUCCUCGAGGACUACUUCGCGCAGCCCGAGGCCGCGCAGCGCCGCGAUGAGCGGCCCGCGCUGAGCUACCAGGUCGGCGCCACGCUGGCCAACACGGAGCGGCCCAAGUGCGCCGUCGACGAGCCCUGCCUGGACAUCAUCGCCCGCCUGGCGCCGGACCAGCGCCCGCUCGACGUCUCGGGGCACCAGCCGGACCCCAAGUGCAGGUUCUUCUGGCGGAUGGCGGAGGAGCCCCCGGAGGGGACGCAGUUUCCGGGGCUGAACGCGGGGAACGUGGUGCCGCAGGCGGAGGGGCUGAGGGAGCGCUGGACGCCGACGAUGGACCGCUGGGGCGGUUGCAUGAAGAGCGCCCCGCACCUCCUCGCGCCGACCGCAUCGGACCUGAACAAGUACGGCGCGCUGGACACCAUCCUCGCCGGCUUCCACACGGACCUCAACUUCCUGACCAUCCACGGGCGCAGCCGGUACCCGGGGCUCAACAUCUGGGCGCGCAACACGGGGCGGCGCAUCGCCGUGCGCAUGCCCCCGGGCAACUACCUGCUGGUGCAGGCGGGCAAGCAGCUGGAGCACGUCACCGGCGGGCUGGUCAAGGCGGGCUUCCACGAGGUGACGGUCAACGCGGGGACGCUGGCGGCGAUGGAGCGGAGGCGGGUGGAGGAGCCGGGCCGGCCGCAGAUUCGCAUCUCGAGCACGCUGUUCUGGCACCUGGGGUCGGAUUUUGACCUGGUGCCGGUGGAGGAGCUGGCGGAGAGGGCGAGGGCGCUGCGGCGGGAGAGGGAGGCGGAGGGCAUGGAUGAGGGUAGGGAGGCGGAGUAUCCGCCGAUGAAGGUCGGGCAUCAGGUGCAGAGUGAACUGAAGCAUAUUGCGCUGAUGACUUGA